AUGGGUUUUCAGAAAUGCAUGGUCCUCGUCAACCUGCCUGGGGUCACUACAAAGAAUAUCUCGACUUUUAGGUCGAACCAAUACAUUCUACAAGCUGGUGUAGCUAAAGUGGACAUAGCGAUUUACUGGGAAGAGUAUGGACUCGACAGUACUCCUCCGUUCCGUGAUACAUCUCUGCUCAAUGCUGGCUAUACAUACGAGUAUGUUAGCCCCGAAAACCUCAAGCUUCCAGGAGCAUCUGUUGUCAAUAGAUACCUCUCUCCCGAUGGUCCAGCUUACAAAGCUCUUGUAUUAAAUUGGGUACAGAAUACCACACUAGAUGCUGCCAGACAAAUUCUUGAAUACACUCAAAAUGGCUUUCCCGUCGUACUCAACACUCUUGUCUCCAACGGCCUUCCAGGAAUUGACGUUAAUGGAACCAGGAGCCAAGAAGUCCAUGAUCUGAUGGCACAGCUCCUUACAUUGCCAACAGUCAAACUCGUCCAAGAUGAACCAUCCAUAUCGAGUGUUUUGCAUCGUCAGCAUUGUCCCAUCAGUAGCGAUUGA
Messenger RNA from Marasmius oreades (fairy-ring Marasmius), 546 nucleotides. RefSeq lists its product as uncharacterized. The transcript has a single exon. Lineage: Eukaryota; Fungi; Basidiomycota; Agaricomycetes; Agaricales; Marasmiaceae. The coding region runs from base 1 to 546 and encodes 181 amino acids. The record is from RefSeq and is a predicted model, not a curated record.